Messenger RNA from Penicillium antarcticum, 1764 nucleotides. Its product is annotated as CocE/NonD family hydrolase. Gene Ontology annotation, molecular function: dipeptidyl-peptidase activity. The record is from RefSeq and is a predicted model, not a curated record. The coding region runs from base 1 to 1764 and encodes 587 amino acids. The transcript has a single exon. NCBI's taxonomy places the organism in Eukaryota, Fungi, Ascomycota, Eurotiomycetes, Eurotiales, Aspergillaceae.
AUGCCAGUCAAAUACAAUGUGGACAUCCCACUGGCGGAGUUGAAGGAACCGGAGGUUGGUCAUGGGAGAUAUGAGCCCUUAAAUCCACGCUCAGAAGUGCUCUCCAAAGGAAGCUCUACUGCGCCAGGAAGUCUUGCACUACAUUGUGAUAUUCUUGUGGAACAUGAUGCUGCGAUCGCAGUGAGAGAUGGCUGCAAACUUUACGCCGACAUUUAUCGACACCCGACAGCCCCGGCACGUUCUACUCCAGCAAUUCUAUGCUGGAGUCCAUUUGGCAAGAAAUUUAAUGGGAUAGAAUCCUUGCGGCUCAUGACACCAUGGAAUUUCGGAAUUCCCGACGGAACACUCAGCGGCCUGGAGAAAUUUGAAGCCCCCGAUCCUGCGGAAUUUGUUGAUCACGGAUAUGCUGUUAUCAAUGUGGACUCGCGUGGUGCAUUUGAUUCUGAAGGAAUAAUGGCAAUCAUGGGAGCACAGGAAGCACAAGAUGGGUAUGGUGUUAUUGAGUGGAUUGCUCAACAGUCUUGGUGCAAUGGAAAUGUUGGAAUGGCAGGCAAUUCGCACCUUGAGAUUGUGCAAUGGUUCAUUGCUGCGCUGCAACCGCCAUCCUUGAAAGCCAUCGCGCCUUGGGAAGGAUGUGGAGACCUGUAUCGUGAGCAGUUUGCUCGAGGUGGUAUAUGUGGUGGCGAUUUGUUUGAUCACCUGAUCAUGAAAUACAUUCUACGAGGCCGAAAUGGAAUUGAAAGCUUCCGAAAGAUGUUUGACAAACACCCCCUUGCAAACGACUGGUGGAACGACAAACGGCCCGAUAUGACGAAGAUCAACAUUCCUACCUACAUCACCGGAACAUGGACCAACACAAUGCAUGGAAUGGGUGCAAUUCGAGGCUGGUCAGAGGUCAACUCGCCCCACAAAUGGCUUCGUUGGCAUCCAUACCAGGAAUGGUACGAUAUUUGGGGAAACCAGGAAGCUCGACUUGAGCUCGUUUCUUUUUUCGACCGGUAUUUAAAAGGAGUUGAAAAUGGCUGGGAAUCGACCCCUCGCGUGCGAAUGGCAAUCCUGAAAUAUGGGGAAAAGGCCCCAUUAGAGAAUUUGGUUGAAGAUGAUUUCCCACUUCCUCGGACGGUUUACCAAAAGGCCUACCUCACUGCCAAUGGUUGGUUGACACUUGAUAAGGUCCCUGAGCCAUGUUCAAUGUCAUACAAUUCGGAGGAUCCAAAUGACAUCGCGAAAUUCACUUAUACCUUCACCGAGCGUACGCAGUUGGUCGGUAUACCAAAGGCAGUUUUAUAUAUGCACUGCGAUGAUUUGGAUGACAUGGAUGUAUUCCUGAAUUUAAGCAAGUUGUCUACCUCGGGUGAGCAGCUUCUGAACCUCAAUAUCCCGUGGGACAAUCUGCCCGUUUCAAAGAUCUCCGAUAUCCCAGAGGACAAACGCACUGAGGUCAUUCUUUACCAGGGCCCGACGGGAAUACUUCGGGCUUCAAACCGCGCCAUCGAUGCAGCUCGCUCUAUGCAUGCCAACUGGCCGUUUUACAGUCAUGAGAAGGAAGAAAAGGUCCAACCAGGAUCUGUGGUGCGACUCGAAAUUGGAAUCUGGGGCAUGGGUGUAGAGUAUGAGGCCGGCGAGAGUCUUCAGUUGCGAAUCAGUGGCUUUUACCAGGGGAUUUCUAACUUUGGCACCAAUGAGCACAUUCGUAAUCGGGGAAGGCAUUGGGUGCAUAUGGGCGGAGAGUAUGACAGUUAUCUCGUUCUACCUUUUGUGUAA